Cyprinus carpio (common carp) is the source of this 2175-nucleotide messenger RNA. RefSeq names its product C-C chemokine receptor type 2-like. Lineage: Eukaryota; Metazoa; Chordata; Actinopteri; Cypriniformes; Cyprinidae. The record is from RefSeq and is a predicted model, not a curated record. Gene Ontology annotation, molecular function: chemokine receptor activity. Gene Ontology annotation, cellular component: membrane. Gene Ontology annotation, biological process: immune response; chemotaxis; G protein-coupled receptor signaling pathway.
UUUUAGAGCAUGACAGAACAGAAAAAUUAUGAACUGGCACGACGUUAGACAUAGUUAAUCAAAAAUUUUGGUCAGAUAAUUCCUCUAAAUCUAAAUUCUGGAUUUAUAAAAGACUUAUCAGAUUUUGUCUUUGCACAGUUGCGUCUGCUUCAUAUCACCUAAGUUACUAAAAAGGCAAGAAAUAAAUGUAGGGCAAAACCGGACUCUUUGCCAAGUUCGCAAAGUCAUGAUUGCUUGAUAUGUGAUCCCCCAGAACCGCCCCUGAGACGUCAUUUGUUUUUUACUGUACUUGCCAUGUUGCCUGUUGCACUGUUUUAAAAACAGGUCUUGGGACGCACUGGAAUUCUGCCAGAGCAAAACUUUUAGCAGUAUUUUCAGGAAAUGGGCGUGUUUUGGGGAGUUUUGGUGCUUUCUGUUUUGAAAGGGUUUUGACAGCCAGGAUCACUCAGAGCUCCCAGAGUUCAGCUGCAGGAGACAUGAUGACAGAGGAGCCGGGGACUGCAGCUGCUGCAACAGCAGACUACAGUGACUACUAUAACUAUGCAGCUGAAGAUGAAGGAUCACUAUGCAAUGAGAGCAACACAAAGGUCUUCAGUGAGGUUGUCUUGGCCGUCCUCUACAGCACAGUUUUCAUCAUUGGUCUGCUGGGAAACACUCUGGUGCUGUGGGUGCUGGUCAGACACCGUCACAGAUGCAGUCUGACAGACGUGUGUGUGCUCAGUCUGGCCGUGUCUGACCUGCUCUUUCUGGCCUCGCUCCCUGUCUGGGCUCACAGUGCCGUGCACGGGUGGGCUCUCGGCUCAUUCAUGUGUCACACUGUCAGCGUUCUCUUCAUGAUGGGUCUCUACAGCAGCGUCUUCUUCAUGGUCCUCAUGACACUGGAUCGCUACGUCAUCAUCGUCUACAAACACAGCAUCUGCUCCAGAAAACGACCUGCAAAAAUGGCUCUGGCCUUGUUUGUGUGGAUGCUCAGCCUGUUUGCGUCCCUCCCUGAUAUUGUUUUUGCCAAAGUGAAAGAGGACACGAGCAACAGAGCAUCCUGCGGAUCUGAAUUUCCUCAAGGUGCAGCCUGGAUGUCGUUUACAUACCUGAACGUCCUGAGCUUGAUUCUGCCUCUGAUCAUCACAAGCUUCUGCUUUUGCCGGAUCCUCCGCAUUAGAUCAGAAGAAAGGCACAGCAUCGUCAGACUCCUCCUGACUGUGUCGGUCGUUUAUUUCCUCUUCUGGACUCCAUACAACAUCGUCACGUUCCUCAUGUUUCUUCAGACGGAAGGCUUCAUGCUUACUUGUGAGUGGUUUACUGAUCUGAGUCUUGCCAAGCAGUGGGUAGACGCGAUCGCACUGAUCCACUGCUGCCUCAAUCCCAUCAUCUACAGCUGUGCGGGACAGAAGUUCAGAAGAGCAGUGCUCACAGUCCUGAAGGAGCAGCUUCCAUCCAGCUUCAGCUCUCCACAGUCACCUAAGAGCACAUCUUCUGAAUAUUCCUCCACACUGAUCACAUAGAGAGCAAACACAGGAUUACAGUCACACUCUUCCUGAGUUCAGUCGUCUUUGUUUUGUGUUUUGACAGUUUUGUUAAUAAUGAUGUAUGUGGAGAAGGAGAAUGCAGAAGCUGUUGCAAAGGUGCACAUAUAAUGCAUGCAUAUCGCUCAUAUUUUAGAUAUACAAAUGAUACAGAAAUGAAUGAUUUCAUUACCAUUUUUAAAUAAACUCCAUGUUAGUAUUUGCAUCAAGCAGUGUUGGGGGUAAUGCAUUACAAGUAACCCAAGUUACAUAAUCAAAUUAGUUUUUUAAGUAACUAGUAAAGUAACGCAUAUUUUUUAAUUUAGAAGGAAAUAUCUGAGUUACUUUUUCAAAUAAGAAACAGCAGUUACUGUGUUUCUCAUGUGUUGAGUGACAGCUCUGGUGUUGCCAUGGAGACAGAGAUCAGGAGUCAGUGCAGUGUUGUGUGUGGACAUGAUCUUACUGUAGAUCUAGACUAAAUAUGAACAUGUGUUUACUCACCUGCACAAAAACACAUUCAGUGUUCCUCAAAAUCAAUAAAAACAGUCAAAUGCAAACUUAGAAUAUUAUACAAACUGGCAAUAAUUAAACAUGUUAAAUAAGACAAAUAUCAUUUAUAUAUUCCAAUAACUUCGAUGAUCAAAUUCAACCAGUCUAAGCAAUAAUGACACAU